Molecule: messenger RNA, 452 nt
Organism: Helianthus annuus (common sunflower)
Lineage: Eukaryota; Viridiplantae; Streptophyta; Magnoliopsida; Asterales; Asteraceae
Exons: 2
Coding region: 124-372 (82 amino acids)
Source: RefSeq, a predicted model, not a curated record
ACCGUCUGACACCUUAGUCUCAACGUGUCAUUAAAAGACAUUUUAUGUCACAUAUAUAUACGUGUCUACAAAGUGCACAAAGAAACUUUAAUCUUCUAUCUUCUAUACCAUUGUUGGAGAAAGAUGAAUACAUCAAAGGGAAGUGAACGAAUAAACGAGGAAGGAAAUGUGGAAAUCAAGGUGGAUUCGGUGGAUUACCGGUCACCGGCCGGAUACGAUAAGGACGAUAAGCCGGUGAAAGAGAAGGUGGAAGUUACUCAUGUCAUUGAUCCUAAAACUCAAGAUCCUGCAAGUAAUUAUGCGAACCCGGGUGAGGCGUUGUCGAGCCGAGUCAACUCGGCUAAACCCUCCACUAGUAAGCAAGAAAAGUAACAGUACGUGUUUGAAUGUUGUAUUAUGAGUGAUAUUUUUCUCUGAAUAAAUUAACCAACUAUUAUGAAAGGGUUAUGUAA